GCACAACAGCUAACAGAUCUGGAGCAGAAACUAGCCGUUGCAAAAGAUGAAUUGGAAAAGGCAGCCCUUGACAAAGAGUCACAGCUGAAAGCUCUGAAGGAGACCGUGCAGCUUUGCCUGUCUUCUGUUCUGCACAAUCAGCCUCCUGCUACGAAUCUAAUCCCUUCAAAACCAGCCGAGAAGCUGACAUCCCCACUUACAAAGGGCUCCAAAGUUCCAUUUCAAGUGACAAGCACCAAGGUUGGCAAGACAUGUUUGGGGAAUCGCAAUAAUUCAACGUCUCAUUUGAAGACAGCAGAAACAGAGACAAGCUUUCAGAAGUUGCACAGCCCUCCAUGGACUAAACCUGAAGAUAAAAAAUCACCUGAAAGAAGUGAGAAAAAAUUUGAAGAGUCUGUUAGUACAAAAGAAAAAAAACUCUGA
This is a messenger RNA of Pterocles gutturalis (yellow-throated sandgrouse), 423 nucleotides long. It is a transcript of the gene LUZP2, whose product is annotated as leucine zipper protein 2. The transcript has 4 exons. Lineage: Eukaryota; Metazoa; Chordata; Aves; Pterocliformes; Pteroclidae. The annotation marks the transcript as partial. The record is from RefSeq and is a predicted model, not a curated record.